This is a messenger RNA of Carassius auratus (goldfish), 4844 nucleotides long. RefSeq names its product striatin. The record is from RefSeq and is a predicted model, not a curated record. NCBI's taxonomy places the organism in Eukaryota, Metazoa, Chordata, Actinopteri, Cypriniformes, Cyprinidae. Gene Ontology annotation, cellular component: dendrite. Gene Ontology annotation, molecular function: protein-containing complex binding; armadillo repeat domain binding; calmodulin binding.
UAAAGCGGAGAUGUCGGACUCCGUCUCGGUGCUGGAAGCCUUCAAGUUCAUCGAGAAAGCAGCCGCAGAGUUCAGCGAUGAAGACGAGGAUGAAGACAGCGAGGGACAGAACAAGAGCGUGGUGGACCUCUCCACCAUGGUGAGGAGGAAGGUGUCUCCGUCUCCCUCCUCUUCCUCAGCUGACAUGAGCGAUGACUUGGACACAGACGAGGUCCUGAAGGGAUUCGACUUCCUGGCCAACAGUGAGGACAUGGAGGGCUCGUCUGAAGCGCCGUCCUCCGACUGGGAGAAGGAAGAGCAGAGCCCCUCGUCUGAGUCCUGGGACGUGGAUGAGGGUCUGAUCUCUAAACUCAAGGAACAGUACAAGAAGGAGCGCAAGGGCAAGAAAGGGGUGAAGAGGCCGAACCGCUGUAAGCUGCAGGAUAUGUUAGCUAACCUGCGUGACGCGGAGGAUCUGUCGUCCAUCCAGCCGCCGGUGGCUCCUCCGUCCCGUCCCAGCAUGCCCCGCCUCAGUGACCCCCCGCUGGGACGCACCGACGAGGUGGAAGCGCUGACGUUCAUGGGAACAGACGAGGCUCUGGAGAGCGAGCUGGGUCUCGGAGAGCUGGCCGGACUCAGCGUGGCCAACGAGGCCGAGAGUCUGUCCUACGAUAUCACUAAUAAUAAAGACGCUCUGCGGAAGACGUGGAACCCCAAGUUCACGCUCAGGAACCACUUCGAUUCGAUCCGUGGUCUUGCGUUUCACCCCAUCGAGCCGGUUCUGAUCACCGCGUCUGAAGAUCACACGCUCAAGAUGUGGAACCUGCAGAAAACUGCUCCGGCCAAGAAGUGCGCCGCUCUGGAUGUGGAGCCCAUCUACACUUUCAGGGCUCACAGGGGUCCGGUUCUGUGUGUGGUGAUGAGCUCCAGCGGUGAGCAGUGUUUCAGCGGCGGUCUGGACGCGUCCAUCCAGUGCUGGAACACACCGAGCCCCAACAUCGAUCCGUACGACUCAUACGAGCCGUCGGUGCUGCGGGGGGCGCUGUCUGGACACACAGAUGCAGUCUGGGGUUUGGUGUACAGCUCGGCUCAUCACAGACUGCUGUCGUGCUCUGCUGACGGGACGGUGAGGCUGUGGAGCGCAGCGGAUACGUCACCCGCCAUCGCUGUCUUCAACGAGAACAAAGAGCUGGGCGUCCCGUCGUCGGUGGAUCUGGUCUGCAGUGAUCCGGCUCACAUGGUCACAUCCUUCACUAACGGCCGGACGGGGAUCUUCAACAUGGAGACACGACAGCUGGUGCUGGAGCUCGAGUCGCAAGCGGCCGGAGAACCCGAUGCACCGUGUCAGAUUAAUAAAGUGCUCAGUCACCCGACGCUUCCCAUCAGCAUCACAGCACAGGAGGACCGACACAUCCGCUUCUACGACAACAACACAGGCAAGUUGAUUCACUCGAUGGUGGCUCAUCUGGAUGCGGUCACCAGUCUUGCGGUGGAUCCCAACGGUCUCUAUCUGAUGUCUGGUAGUCACGACUGCUCGGUGCGUCUCUGGAACAUGGAGAGCAAGACGUGCAUCCAGGAGUUCACGGCUCACAGGAAGAAGUUCGACGAGUCCAUCAACGACGUGGCGUUCCACCCCACCAAGUGCUACAUCGGCAGCGCCGGAGCCGACGCCCUCGCCAAAGUCUUCGUAUGACCUUCGAACUUUGACCAAAACUGCUUCCACAAACUGAUGAACUCGCAGGGACCGCUCUGAUGAUCCGGGCAGGCCUGGGUGCUGGAGGGGAGGCCAACAAACACAGAGGAACCUCCAGACCUCCUCCGUUCAGCCUCAACAGGAAGUCGGGUGCCUCCCACACUUCUGCAGUUUUAGUUCUCCUCUCUGGUUUCCCGUCUUGCGUUCGCUCCGUUUUAACGACGUGCCUUUUGCUACAAACAGUCUCGAGAAAUGCGGAUUCUCUUAGUCGAUGCUGACCAAAUGCAUCACAUUAUAUUCAAAAUCUCGAUGGGAUGCAAUGAAUUGCAUUGUAUUAAAAACUCAAUUUCAGUGCAUCUCUUGUCUGGCAGACAAUGAAUUCAAAUUGUACAUAAUAUAACAUAACAAUAACCCGCAGUACUAAAUUUCUCCAUGUUUGUGUCCAAAUAUAAAUCCAUCAUCGUUUGAUUCACUUCGCCCCAAAAUCAAGAAAAUAAAACCUGUUUGGUUUUUUUUUUGCAUGAUGGCAUUUUUUAUAAAAUGUCAGAAUGUUAAACUAUUAGAUCUCAGUUUUUUUUAUAACUCUGUGAUUUUUGUGGUGAAAUACGUCCUGGAUGAUGUUCUUGAGAUUCAAGCGUCAACCAUCAGGACGCACGUCUCGAUUUAGUGCUGCGUUAAAUAUUUACGCUGUUAUUUUACUUCAGUUUCUCUUGAGGGUUUGCAGUCGGUCCAGUGAAACCCGCCUGUUCUGUGAAAUCAUCUCAACAUUGUGAUGUACCGACAAACACGGAGACAAAAUUUUAGAUUUAGAGCCGUUACUGAAUAUACGUUGAACUUCGUCAAAGUGAUAAUGCGCAGAAGUCUUAUAAUAGUUUGAAUGUGUUGCAGUUUUUGACAAGCUGUACUCAAAAGUACAAUGAUUCAGAAGUCUAUAUUUGUCUGAAAUCUGUUGUUUUUAUUUAUUUUUUGCCUUUAUUUUUUUGUACUUGUUUUGCCUGUAAUGCCAAUGCAUUAGGAUUUCGCUUCAGGAAGGGACGAGCGGCUAUGUUACGUACAUAAAAACGCUCACUCAUCCUCACCUUCUCUACCUGCACAGGUGGUGGUUUGUGUAUUAGCUGAAAAUAAUUUGAAAUCUAUUUUAUAUGUAAUAGUUUGAAGCAGAUACUAGUGUUUUUUAUCAUUGUAUGACCGAGGUUGCAAACAGAUCGUAACCCGAGUUUCCUGCAGGUUGAGGUUUUUUAUUUAAACUCUUCUGGUUUAUUUGAAUUUGUCUGUGAUUACUUGAACUAUUUGGGCGUGUGUGCGUGUUUUUAACUGCUAGGGUAGAGAUUUUCUGCUUUUAUGGGGAAUCGUUUGCCUUUAACUGAUGACAUGAGCACUACAAGACGAGCGAAGUGUUUGUGUGUUUCCUUCAGGUCUGUGAAAAGUAACGCGAGUUUGCUACUCUACCAAAUGAUGAUAAAGGACUAGUUUAGACAAAUAUGAAAUCCAUCACUGUUUACUCACCUUCAUGUCACCGCAAACUUAUAGAAGCUUGUUUCUGACACAGGAUAAAGAAAUGUCGGAAAUUUUGCGAAGAAACUCGCAAUUAUGAGUUAGAAUUUUGAGUUUUUGUCUUACUUUGUCUUGUUUUUUUCUCUGCCACGAUAAAAAAAAGGUUUUGACAUUUUGCUCAAUUUAGUAAACGUCUUGCAAUUUAUUUUCGCCUCAGAAUAAAAAAAAAUAAGGUAUAAAUGUAAAUGCUGAUUUUUAUCUCAUAAUUAGUACUUUUAGAAAUUUAAGAUCUAAAUUCAUGAGAGAAAGUCACGAUGGCCUUAAAAAAAAAAAAAAAAGAAGUAAAUUCUAUGGGCAAAAAAAAACCUGAAUUGUGAAUUGAAGUUAUGACCAUCAGAAUACAAGGACAUUUUUGAUUAAUGAGUUUCUUGCUAUUUAGUUUCUUGUAAUUCUGACUUUGAUCUCAGACUUGCACGUUUAUAUCCAAAUUGCAUGAUGAUAAAAAGUCGCAAUUACAUUUUUCAUUUAUUACAUGGCGAAAAAUUGUACGAAUUUCAAGAUGUUAAAAUCCUCGGGAAAAAAAGUCUGAAUUGCGAAAUGUAAACCUAGAUUUCCGAAGAAAUUUGCGAAUUUUUUAUCCCGCAAUUCUGAGUUUAUUUAUUAUGAGUUUAUAUUAAACUCACAAUUGAAACUCUCAAUUAUAAGAAAAAGUCUGAAUUUAGUGUUUACAUUUCGCAAUUCUCUUUUUUUUCUGAGAAUUGUUUAUAUCGCAGUUUGAACAAUAACAACUCUUUUUCUCUCAGAAUCCCAGAAUUGCGAGUUUAUUUUUUUAAAGACCUUUCUUUUAUGAAUUGCGAAAACGGCCUUCCGUACAAACCCAUUUGACACAACGAUGCUCUUUUGCAUUUUAAGGUGUGGAAAACAAGCUGCAUCACAUUGACCGGUGCAUUUCAUAAAGAUUACAACUGAAUUUGAUCGACAUGACGGUGAUUAAAUAUUUUUUUUUAUUUGUUCAUUCUAUUCCUUUAAAAUUCGAGGCGCACUUAACGUUAAGCUCGUGCACAUAGCGCCGGUUUGGGACGUUGCUAGGGAACCGUGUGCGUGCGUGCGUGUCCGUGUUUUCGUACUAGUAAAUAUAUUUUCUGAUUUCGUUCAUUUUGGUGCAUAUUAAUUUUAGAUAUAUAAGAAUCUCAAUAUGUAUAGUUUUAAAAUAUUGAUCAACACUCUAUUUAUGAACCAGAAUACAGUGUAUAUUAACCUGCGAAGCUAACAGUGAAGAUUAACUAAUAUUUGUGAUACUAGUCGCGCGGGAGAGUUUAGUUUGCGCCACCUGCUGGUCAGAGAUGGGAACUCGGCUACUGGAGAUACUAAAGUGCUUCUGAUUAUUUGGUUACUGAUCGAUUGACGUGCUUACCGGAAACAUCAGAGUAUUUGAAGGGAACGAUGACCUGAUUUGAUUGGACGAUGAUGUCAUGACGGGACGCGCCUGAACUUUUAACCCUUUGGUUGUAUAGAGAGAGUUUGGAAAGAUCGUGUUAAUAAAUGCUAUACUCCUCUUGUACAUAUUUUAUUAUGAAUAUUACUGUUUAUUCUUGAUUUCUCGUUGUAUUCUCUUAUUUUUUCCUCAGAUGGACAUUUAUCAAUAUAAUACAAUAAUAAAAGAAUAUGUUGUAUUUCA